AACCACUGAACUUCUGGAUCUCCGUGGCCAUGGCGGGCGUGCGGAGACAGCUUCUGUCCAUUGGUGAAGAUGAAGAGGAAGAGCCGAUGUUCAAAGUGAAGAAGAGUCGCUUGAGCAGACAGAUGGCGGCAACCAAGGCCCCAGCGGAUUUGCCGUCGAGCUUCCAGAAGAAGAGCAAAGAAGCCAAACAGGACCGGCCCGAUCCCCGGAAGAGUCGCCGAGAUCGCCGUUGUGGUGCCGAGGUCGACAAGGUCGACGUCAGCGAGAUUGGUGACGUGGCAGAAGCCACUGAACCGUUGACAGAGCCGGCCGAGGGCUUUGACGAUGCCAAGGACAUGGAGGACGUCGAAACCUCCGCCGUCCAAGCCGCACGGCUGGCGCGUGCCCAGCGGCAAGCAGCCCGCGAUGCGCCUCGAGGGGCGGUGCCACAAGGCGACAGUCGCGCGCGGAUCAAGGCUUUGGCAGCGGCAGCCCAGCGGGAGCUGAAUGACGAGGAGCCUGAAGAUCUGGCUGAAGCCUGGGCCUUGCGACAGUUGGAAGUGGGUCUUCAUCGUCGUCGAACGGGGCAACAGGCGCCUGUGGUAGACAUGAAUCUCGAUGAGGAGAUCGCCCAGCUCGACGGUCGUGCGCCCGCCGUUCGCCGCGACGGCGUGGCGCAGGUGCAGAAGGCCGCGGAGCGCGUAGCCAAGGGCCACGACGGGGCGAAGGCGGUGCGGAAGGAGGAAAGUGUCUUGUGGGCGCCCAGCGAAGCCAUGGCGAAGCUGUGGGAGACCAUGAAGACCUUGGAAGGCUCAGCUGAAAACCGUGACGCCAAAAUCGAGGAGUUGAAGUCCCAGCGGGACGCAGCGCAAGAUGAGCUCCGAGAGAUCGAACGUCAGGACAAGCAGACUGCUCGCUCCUUGCGAUGCGUGCGAGAGUUGGAGGAGAUCGCGUGGAGCCUGGGCGGGUUGUUGGAUGAAAAGUCUGCAAAAUGCAAACAGGCCAGCACCAUGCUGUCCCAGAUCGAGGAGGACUUCGUGAAGCGCCGCCUGCGACGGAGGGUGAAGGAUUUGACCCAGGUGUUGCAAGCAGCUGGUGCAUCUUUGACACGGCCACUGGAGGCUGGAAGUGAUGACAAGGAUGAGCAAGACACCGAAGCGGCCGAGGCGGCGCGCAGCGCGACGCAGCGCUCCGUGGCGCGGCGCUUGGAACGGCGGAAGUCGCGAGCGAAGCAGGAAACUGAUGGCUGGGACACAUCAGAUCACAGCGAAGAGGAUGGCUUGGAACAAACGGCCAAAGACCGACGCAGCUUUUGCGCAGCGGUGCAUCGACAGUUGCUGGAGGACGUCUCCGAGGAGUUUGCCAGUGCAAGCGCGGUGCUGAAGGCUCUGAAGUCUGCGAAGCAGAAGCUGCAGGAUGAGUACCGGCAGGCCUUUGUGCAUCUCUCCCUACCGGAGGUCUUUAGUUUUUUCGUGGAGCAUUCCACCUUCUGGUGGGACCCCUUGAGCCUUGUGACCGACGCUGGCGGCGCCUCGGCCGCCUUGUGGGGCCCCAGGAAGGCCAUGACUUCCACGCAGCUCGAGGCCUUCGACUGGUUCGAGGAAAUGGCCUCCUUCACCGAGCUCAUGGGGGAUGAUGAUCCCGACACCGAGUUGGUGCCCAAAAUGUCCAGAAGUGCAUCUUCCCGGAAGUGGCACGAAGACUGCGAAGCUGCUGGGAUCCCACCAGCCUAACGCAGACCACACGCGCGGCGGCCUUGCUGGAUGAAUGUUUGCUGUUCGAGGUGGGCGAAGACGGCGCCUUCAACGAGCUGCUGCUGGCGGCGCUGGAGCGGCUGCGUCACGCGCUGCAGCACUUUGCGCCGGAG
Cladocopium goreaui is the source of this 1846-nucleotide messenger RNA. Lineage: Eukaryota; Dinophyceae; Suessiales; Symbiodiniaceae. The record is from the annotation of a GenBank genome assembly.